Triplophysa rosa is the source of this 2413-nucleotide messenger RNA. It is a transcript of the gene efcab14, whose product is annotated as EF-hand calcium binding domain 14. Lineage: Eukaryota; Metazoa; Chordata; Actinopteri; Cypriniformes; Nemacheilidae. The record is from RefSeq and is a predicted model, not a curated record. The transcript is spliced from 10 exons. The coding region runs from base 321 to 1562 and encodes 413 amino acids.
ACGACUGACCGGAACUAACUUAGUCCUGACUUCCGUUGCUACUGUACUCUGUCAGCGAUUUCUCCCAUCAGCUGUAGCUUUACACGAAGAUCGACAGAAGUUCUCGAUCUGUUUUAAGAGCCUGAACACGGCGAUAAUUUGGCGUUUUACGGUUGAACACGAGCUAAUGCUGCUCUCUUGAUUCUAUGUUAUUUGUUUGUGUCACGUCGAAUGCUAACACAUGCUAAAGUUGAAGCUAAGCCGGUUAAUGUGACCGUUUUACAGGAUUUGACCCCAUCAGUGGUCAUUUAAAUGUGCUCAUCAAGUAACAAUCUACAGCGAUGACCCCUCAAAAGAAGAUGAAGAAGAGAAAGGAACUGAAUGCUCUGAUCGGAUUGAGUGACGGCAGCAGAAAGAAAAACAAACAGACGUGCGGACACAGAUUACUGCGAACCGAGCCGCCCGACACCGAAUCUGAGUCCAGUUCAGAGGAGCAGGAAUUCAUCAGAACCGGCCUGCUGCCCUCGGGUUCAGUGCAGUGUUUUUCGCUCUGUUACCCACUGUGUAUCUUCAUCAUUCUGGCGGCGUGUGUUAUGGCAUGUGCUGGUCUCAUAUGGAUGCAGAUUUCUCUCAAACAGGAUCUGGACUUGAUGAAAGAGAAGAUCCGCAUGAUGGAAAGCAGUCAGCAACUUUCCUCCCAUGAGAUUGUGAAGCUGAGUGAAGAUCUGAAGGAGAAAGAGAGAAAACUGUCUGAUUUGGAGAGCGGCGAGAGAAGUUUGACUAAACUCUGGUCUAAUGUGACAGACAUCAGUCAGAAGAUGAGUGCGAUUGAUUCCGCUGUCAAUCACCUGAAGACAAACAUUAAAUCAGCAGCAGAUCUCAUCGCUCUUCCGAGAGCCGUGGAGGAGCUCCAGAAGAGUGUGGCUACUAUUGGCAGCACCCUCACUAGUGUUCAACAUGACGUCACACUUAUACAGUCUGCUGCGGAAGAGAGAAGAAGAGAUCAACUCAAAGAGAAAACUGAUGAAGUGCGAACAGGACACAGUUGGCAAGAAAACAACACUGGUUGUUUUGUCUUGAAACAGGACAUACAGUUUGUUCAGGACGGCCUGCAGGAGUUAAACAGCACUCAACUGCUUCAUGAGUCCUGGUCCAGUGAACAGAUUCAGAGUAUUCACUUUGUGCUCUCCAAUCUCACCAGAUGGAUGUCCGCAUUACAGCAGAGCUCCGCAACUGAUGAUAACCGUCCAGCAGCCGCUGACCAUAAACUUCAUACCGGAGAAGAUGAUUCCAGAAACACUGGUUCCUCGGCAUCUCGUCGUCCGAGAUUUCUGUCUCACAAACGCCAUAAAAGAGGUCGGAGAUCUACCCGGAAGACAGCCCUAUUUCCUGGGAUCAGCUCUGUGAAAGAUCUGGAGAGAGUGCUCUGUCUCGAGGGUCACUGGUGUGGUGGGUUGACGUAUGAGGAGUUAAGGUCUGUCUUCGGCUCCGAUGCUCCAGCCUCGACUCUUCUUCAGCCGUAUGACGCAGAUGGAGAUGAGGUGUAUACACUAGAGGAGCUUCACGCGGCUGUGUCGGCUUGAGCUGGACUGAGGUCAGUGAUGUUUGACUGUUCGAUGGAUCACAGGGCACAAAUUCAGCGCUCCAGCUGAUGUUUACACACACCGUACUUCAUCUCACAGACUCUCAUGUUAAGCACUGAAAGAUUGAAAGAGAAAUGAUUCAUGUCAUCUAUUUGUUAUUGUGACUGGAACCUUUAUUGCAAAGUUCAUCCCAGAUAGAGAGAGUUGACAAUGAGCAGUUCUCAAAACCAAUGUCUGUAUGUAAAUUCUAAUGUAUUUAUACAUCCUGGUAGCAUUUGUUUUAAUGCAUUUUAAUUGAUGCUGAUUGACAUUGUAUUCAUGUAUUGAAAAUGAGAUGAAUAAAUCAUGAGGACAGUAAUGAGAGGAACUGUGGGAAGUGUAAUCAGUAGUUUCACUGGUAUAUUGAGAUGUUUUCUGCUGUAUUUCUAUCUGAAAAGAAUUUGAGUUCUGUGAGAACUGACAGCAACAUAAAGAUGCUCAUUAUUAGCAAUAACAUCAUUGCUUUUUGUACAUGUAACCACUUGAUAUUUAUAUGAUCAUGUAAUGCAAUGCACUUGGCUGUUUUAUUUGGUUUGUCCAGAGUAACUGACGGUAGUACUUUGAGGGCGGGUAGUUAAAAAAUGAAUGUGUAUUUAUUCUCUAAUCUGUCUGUAUAUUCUGCACUUGACUGGAGCUCUUCACAAACUCUGCUGUCAGCAUUGUAUAUAUUGUAGAAAGUGAAUUUAUAUAUGAAUAAUGACUUAAGUAGAGCAGUAGAAAGAUCACUUGAAAUGUGUACAUUGUAAUAAUGAUUUCUUUCCUCAGUUUUGCAAUGCACGGGUAAUGUCAUGAAUAAACGCUGAUUUUAUGUC